This is a messenger RNA of Toxotes jaculatrix (banded archerfish), 6206 nucleotides long. It is a transcript of the gene fosb, whose product is annotated as FBJ murine osteosarcoma viral oncogene homolog B. Gene Ontology annotation, biological process: regulation of transcription by RNA polymerase II. The record is from RefSeq and is a predicted model, not a curated record. The transcript has 5 exons. Gene Ontology annotation, cellular component: nucleus. Gene Ontology annotation, molecular function: DNA-binding transcription factor activity, RNA polymerase II-specific; RNA polymerase II cis-regulatory region sequence-specific DNA binding. The coding region runs from base 366 to 1574 and encodes 402 amino acids. NCBI's taxonomy places the organism in Eukaryota, Metazoa, Chordata, Actinopteri, Toxotidae.
ACUGUGCACCGUAAUACUAGCUAACGUCCUCCGGCGUACCGUGAACGGACUUUAUGGAUGUAUAAACGAAUAUCUGAAGAGCGGAUAAAGGAGAGCGCUCCGGGGAUUUAAAGAUAAAGGAGAGGACUUGUAUACAGAUUGAAUUUGAACACUUUCCCCCUCAACGCGGGGAACUGGAUUAAGCUUCUUCAUGCAACUUUUUUGGAAAGAAACCAAGAGCAUCUCACCGGGGAAUAACAAGAAGAUCAGCAACGUAUCUCUCCUUUAGUAAUCUUCUUGUGUGCCGCUGCCCUGCCGCUGCAGGUGACAUCGCGCUCUCUCCGGUAACUGCAGGUGUCGCGUUCUCUCUCGGUCCCUGCGGGGAGAUGUACCAAGGGUUCCCCGGCGACCCCGACAGCGGAUCCCGUGGAAGCUCGUCUCCAUCCAUAGAGUCCCAGUGCCUUUCCUCCGUGGACUCCUUCGGGAGCCCGCCGACCACUAGUGCUCCGCAAGAGUGUGCGUCAGCAGGAGCUGGCUUGAGCAUUGUGGGCAGCGGGCUAGGAGCCAGUGUUGGAGGGGAGAUGCCUGGUUCGUUUGUGCCCACCGUCACUGCCAUCACCACCAGUCAGGACCUGCAGUGGAUGGUGCAGCCGACACUCAUCUCUUCCCAGGCCUCUGGACAGAGUGGGUCCACUGGCACCACAACCAUGACCCAGCCAUUGGUUGAUCCAUAUGACAUGCCAGGCCCUAGUUAUUCUUCAAGAUCUGGAUUCACUCCUCCAAGUUCAGAUACUCCAGGCCCAGCACCGGGCCCCAUUCGCCAGUCCAGAACCCGCAGCCGCCGUACACGAGACGAGUCUGUGAGUGAAGAUGGAGAUGUUGGUGUGUUACUAACACCUGAAGAGGAAGAGAAGAGACGUGUUCGUCGAGAGAGAAACAAACUGGCUGCCGCCAAAUGCAGAAACCGCCGGCGAGAACUCACAGACAGACUGCAGUCGGAGACAGACAUUCUGGAGGAGGAGAAGGCAGAGCUGGAGGCUGAGAUCUCGGAGCUGCAGAAGGAGAAGGAGCGCCUGGAGUUUGUCCUGGUGGCCCACCAGCCUAACUGUAAGAUCCCAUACCAGGACCAACCUCAGCAGGGCUCAGCGCAGCUCCCUCCAGUCCAGUCCCAGCUCCCUCCCCAGGCCCUACAACCUCCUGUCUCCAUUGUGGGCUUGACUGUGAAGGAAGACUCUUUCUAUCUGCCUCCUGCCUACACAGCCCAUCCGGCCUCCACACAGUCCCAGCCUCCGGUUCAGCAGCAGCAAGUCCAGCAGCAGCCUCAGCCAGGGAUAAUGCAGGAGGUAGAGUUUUCUAGUUCUUUCUAUGGCUCAACUGAGCCAGCACCUGGCGGGCCGUGCCUUAUGGCCAGCGACAGUGGUGGUGGUGGUGGUAACCAUGACGAUGCGGCCAUUGGCAGCUACAACACCUCAUACACAUCUUCAUUUGUGUUCACCUACCCAGAGGGAGCCUGCGGGGUCAGUGCCAACCAGCGGAACAGCAGUAGCGAGCAGUCAUCUGAUUCCCUGAACUCGCCUUCUCUGCUGGCUCUCUGACUGACCGACAGAAACAUGCGCACACAUAUCAACACGCACAUACAUUAUGCUGGCUGGAAGUAGAGGCUGAGGCAAGUACAUGCACAGUGCCAAUCAGUCUCACAGAUUGAGGAAAAAAAAAAACCAACCAAUCAUUUGUAUCUGAUUGGGUUAAAGUUUACACAUUUUGAAAUGCAUUCCAAUUACGAGCCAUACAAACCCUUAAUAUUGAGCUUAAACAAAGAGUAAAUUAUUGUUUUGUAUUUUCAGAAUACCUGCAACUGGACCAGAUAAGUGAAUAAAAACUGAGUGACUAAAGCAAGUCCAAGUUGCCAAUUUUAAGUGCUCUGAAUUAAUAGAUUGAUUCACAGUGAAUAUUCUCAAUCUUCUGCAUGUACAGUACAUUGAGUAAGAUACCAUAAGCUCACUUUACACUCCAACAAGCACCAGUGCCCCCACCUUGUUCCCUCUGUCGGUCGCCCCCUUUUCCAGUGCUCUUGCUCUCAUCCUCUUCCAUCCCUUUCUCCCUUCUUCCUGUUGCUGAAUGUAUUUGUGCAAAUCUAAAAUAGGGACGAAGGACACUUUGUUCAGGGUCUUUUCUUGUGGGAGACAGACUGCUGAUCUCUCGCUCACCUCUAACCCUUCAUCUGCUCGACUUCCCUCUGCUUCUUCAUUUGCUGCUUGGACUUGACAAGUUGGGGAUCUGAGUAUCACAGCCUCCACUAAAUCUUGUGCUUUCUUUUCUCGUUUAAAAAAAAAUCCUCUGCCGUCUGCCUACCUGCCAUGCGACCCAUCUCUACCCAUCUCUUUUUCUCCUCUUCUGUCUCUGUGUUUCUCCCUCUCUCUGAAGUCUUCGACCCCCGAGAGCCCGAAGACCCCCUCCAGCCCUUGGGACCUUGAGUGAAUGCCAGCCCAACUAACACGCCCUUUUGCACCCUCUCUUACAAGGACAUGGACGCAACCCCCCCCCCCCCCAAUACAGAAGAACCUUUAUCUUGGAGCGCUUUGCUCAAAGAGGAUCCUUACAGUGAACAGCAGCUAAAUACUUUUAACACACGCACAUAGACGCAAAAUUGAUGAACCCAAAAAUGCAAGACGGAUGCCACUGUCUUCUGCUGAGCCAUUUGUAGAUGUGCACGCGAUGAAGAUUAGACACAUCAUAUGUUGUGAGGCGGGUUAAAGGUGAGGAUGGAGAGAGAUUUUAGCUGGAAGGGAGGAAAGAAGUGCAAGCGAGCUGGUCAGACUCAAAUGGAGAGUGUGAUGGAUAGAGGACGACUCCCAUCCUAACCAUCGAUUUUUGGAACCAAAUGUUGAAAACAAAGAAAGAGCCAAAUGUUAAAAAACAAAGCAAAAAAAGAAAGAAAGAAAAUCCUGCUCUUGCCAACUGUGUGGAAGGGUGACCUCAGUAAAAACACCUCCAUACCGCAGAGCCUCAUCACCCUAGGCCUACAUGCACAUAUUCUCACCAUCGCUUUCAAGUCUCUGAACUGAAGAUACAGACGUUUUGUUGCAUCGCACCAGCUCCGUGUUUUGCUCAGAAUCAAUCAGAUGUGAACCGAUGCCUUUAUUUAGAGGAGGGACGUUUUUUUUUUUGUGAUUCAGACAACCUCUAAGCAUUGGGCUCAGUGGUCUCUGUACCUCCCCUGCUCCCUCAGUGGAGACGAGGUGGGGGUGCGUUUUAUUGUGAGUGCGUCCACUCUGAGGCACCUGGCCCAUUUAUUUCUUUCUUUAUUGAGGUUGAUGUGGCGAGUAAGCACAAAGCAAGACCUGGAAACAAAAGGGGAUAACACGUGGGCUGAUGUUGUGGAGUGAGCGUCCUUUCUUUGCCUGUGAAUUUGUACAAUUUGUUUUUUCCUGUAUGUUUGAGUGAGAAUUGUUAUAUAUUUUAAUGUUUAUGUUUGUUUGUGCGUUUGAUUGUUUUGCAAUGACCUCUGCUUUCUCUUGUACUGUUGCCAUUUCUUGUUUUGUUUUUGUUUUUUUACUUUGUGUUAUGUUUUUUUAAUAAGGAGAUUUCUUCUCACAUUUCUUCACUGUUACUGUUACUAUUAUUAUUGCAUUGUAACUAUUGUUUCAUUAUUUUAUUGUAUUUUCAUUUGGCAACUUCAGAGGCAUGUUGUGCACUACAAAAAAAAAAAUCUAAUUAUAAGUCUAUAUGCAUAUACAUAUAUACAGGUAACAUGUAUAUAUAAGUGUAUGUACCAUGAUUGUAAAGUAUGAAUGUCUGCAAAUUUAAAUGGGAUAUUUUUGUCAAUGAAGAACAAGAUAAAAUGUUACUGAGGUUUAGUUUUAAAAUGAAUAUUUUUCUAAAGGAACUAAAAAAACAAAAAACGAUAUAAAUUUAAAGUACUGCCCUGUCCCUCAACAUGAAGCACGAUGUCACUGCCUCUGUUAAUGUGUAUUUAUGUUUUAUAAACAAUAUAAAGCACUAUCCAGUUACAUUAAAUGUAUGUUUAUAAUUAUGAUGUUAAAAGGUUGUGGUAACGCCUUUGUUUUGUUUGUUUGUUUUUCUCUGUGAGGUCUGUCCCAAAGCUACUGACACCUUAAUGCCACUUAAUCCUUAGCAGAUGCAAAAUGAGGAAAAGAAAAAAAAAGUGUGAUUGAAUGUUAAUACACGUAUUAAAAGUGUUUAGACUAUAACAUGAUGAAUAAACUGUUUCAUUUAAGGACAAAGUAUUUCAUACGCAGUAUGCAUUUCUGUCCAGUAUAAACAUAUCACUCGAUAACAUUGUUAUUUCCAAACUGAAAUGUGUGUUUUGAAGGAUAACUGCAGCUUUAGCCUUGAUAUGAACAUUAUCAUGUUAAAGUUUCUCCAUUCUUGUACUCAAACUCAAAUAUGUUGUCUAAUUGAGUUUAAAAAAAAAUAUAUCGUGAUUGUAUUUGCUGGAUAAGAAGCUUUAUUUUCCAUAAAUAAACAUGUUUACUCAAAGCAAUGGCUAGAUUAAUGGUAUAAAUCUUUGUUCAAACGUGGCUCUUGGUGGUCGGAAAAUGGGCAGACCUCAUUUUUUUAAUGUUGAAUAAGGACUGUAUUUGUACAGAUGUUGGAGAUGCCUUUUGAUUUCUCUCCAAAUGCAAAUGUGAUGAGAAUAUGUUCUGGUGUGAGAAUAAGCAUAAAACAUAUUCAAUAGUUCUCAUGUACAUAGGUUUUUGUGGUGCUACUCAUAGUAUACUAUAAUGACGAGGCAGUUUCACAAUGUAUGGUGGAAGGUUAUGCAGAGGCUGUUGGAGAGGCUCCAGACAAAUGAACAUGUUGUUUGUCUCAUUAGAACAUUUUAUUCUGAAAGGAAGCCAAUAACACAGUGAAUUUCCCACAGCUCUGAGAGCCCAGUAAUUACUCUGUGAUUUCAUCAUAGCUCAAUAUCAAAUGCCUGCUAUGUCUUUAAGUGUGAUAAACAGAUCUCAGAGGGCCCUUGUACUGUACCUGCACUUCCACACUUAUGCCCCUUAUCACCGCAUUAGACGCAUUCUUUCAUCUAAUUCCUUUGCCUUGGAUUUUUCUGAAAUUGCUUUAAAUUUUUUUUUCUUUUUUUUCUGUAAGGUUACAAUCACAACUGAGUGGCUAAUGAAUUGGAAAAGGUGACAGAGAUUGAAAAGGAGAAAUAUUUAGCUCACAGUUAUAAGACAGAGAAACUGCCUGCACCUACCUGUACUGUACAAUGGCUACAUUAGCGUUAACUGAACAAGAGCUUUCCUAUUUUUCUAUGAUGAGGUGAAUGUUGCUAUGUAUUUCUAUUUUUCCACAAGUCCCAUAUAUGGUCUGAUUUCAUAUUUCACCUGGUAUGACAUGCAAUACUUAUUAUCCUCUUGGAUAAACAUAAUGUAGCAAAUCAUGCAGUGCUCAAACUGACUGCUACUAUAUGUCAAGUGUGAUGAUGUAUUGCUUUAAUUAUCAAUUUUUGUUACAAUAUUAAAAGUUUUCCUCAAUACUUAUUGCAACAUUUAGUUUUGAGACAAUCUCCAUGAAGAAACUGUGUUACAAUUUAUCCAAAAAAUACAUAUAUUUCUUUCAGUUAUCGACGACUAACAAGGUUCCUACAUUUCUAAAAGUCACUACGUUUAUUACAAAUGAUUCCUUUUAUCAAUGUUUCAUAAAUUGUUUUUGCAGCAGCAAUUUACAGCAUGUUGUAAUUUUGUCACAUUUGGAAACAGGGGACAUUUAAUAUAUUUUGAGGUUAGAGCAGUGAAAGAAACUUGUUCUAGAUGUGACAUUGUCAGACUUAGAUGACAGAAGUCAUCUAUAAUUACAUAACUAGCUCCUGAAGGUGUUCAGAGAUAUCAAAUCAUCUAUUUUUUCAUUGCAUAAAAUUUAACAUAACUUACUGGUUUUCUGCAAGUCACUAUAAAGUACUGUUUAAUUAUUUUUAUAAUUUCAUUUUUUUUUCCUUUGGUUUUACUCCUGAAGUGGACCAAAGUGUGUGACAUAUUUGCCAUGUCACUUUUGCAGUCCCUGCUCUCUGAUCUCCUGUGUCCAUAUUUCAGCUUCUGGCCCUUUUUGCUGUCCUAUAAAUGUUUACAUGAUAAAGUUGUUGGGUUUUUUUCUCAAUUUCUAGACUGCAAAAGCUGGGUGGGCUGUCUCCUUUAAAUAUGGUUUGACCAAAUGCUAUUCAUUUCCAGUUUGUGAAGAAAUUACAUAAAUAAACAACAUAUUAUGAGGUA